This is a messenger RNA of Pseudozyma hubeiensis SY62, 219 nucleotides long. RefSeq lists its product as hypothetical. NCBI's taxonomy places the organism in Eukaryota, Fungi, Basidiomycota, Ustilaginomycetes, Ustilaginales, Ustilaginaceae. The record is from RefSeq and is a predicted model, not a curated record. The transcript has a single exon. Bases 1 to 219 code for a protein of 72 amino acids.
AUGCGACUCGAGGCGGACGAAGAAGCCUUCGAACUCGGAACCUACUCGGUGGGUCGGUGGGAAUGGAUCUUGCGCCAGCGGCAAGACCUUCGAAAGCAGAGAGCCGAGCAUCGUGAACGGAUCUACUUUCGCCAAGGUCAUAUGGAACGUAUGGUGAGGUUGGUGAGGAUGCAUGCGAAGCGGAUGGUUCAGACCUCGCAAAGUGCGGAGAGGGCCUAG